Molecule: messenger RNA, 1070 nt
Organism: Symsagittifera roscoffensis
Lineage: Eukaryota; Metazoa; Xenacoelomorpha; Acoela; Convolutidae
Exons: 2
Coding region: 301-663 (120 amino acids)
Biological process (GO): regulation of DNA-templated transcription
Molecular function (GO): DNA binding
Source: RefSeq, a predicted model, not a curated record
AGAUUUUCUGCGAAAUGCUUAAAUGAAACGACUUGUUUUGUCCCUGGUAGGCAAGGUGAUUGACAAUCUACCCGGACAGAGACUUGGACCCUAUCUACCGGUGCCGUAUUUCUUCGCUUUCGGGGCUGGACUUGAGUGGUUUAUGAUCAAUGUAAACAUCAACGGAGUCAAUUUCUACGAAGUUAUUCGCAAAAAGAAUCGGGAAAUUUACGAAGAGCAGCAAAAACGGUUACAGUUUGAAGAGAGGUUGAACAAGCAGCUUCAAUCUUCGGUGACUAAAACGUGAGCAGGAUUGUAAAAAUGUCUGUAGUUGGUGUACAUAAAGUAUCAGAUAUAGUGAUGCGUCUUGAAAAGGACACUGAGUUUCUGUGCAGUUUAUCGACAAAGGAACUUAACGAUAUUUUUCGCCAAGAGGACGUCUCAAUGAGAGUGGUGGAUGCACUGAAGAAGAAACGGAGAAUGCUCAAGAACAAGACCAAUUCAGACAGUCGCAAAAGUCACAUCAUGGAGGAGUUUGAAGAGGCGAAAGAGGAGCAGAUGAAACUAAUUCAAGAAGUGAGGGAUCUAGAGAGAGAGAACACGGAGCUGGAAAUUAUGCUGAGAGAGUUUUCCUCUUCAAACGAGAACAUGCAACACUACUUGGAUGUAAUCGACAGGCGCUGAAUGUGGAAAGGAGUUUCAGCCAGAUUUAAUAAUUUUGAGGGGAUUAGCUUAGAUUAUUUGACCUGGAAUACUUGUUGUAUAUAUUCUGAAUAUACUCUGAAUUUGAAUUAUGAAAAUCGUAAAAGAAGUGGGACAAUUCGCGGAUUGAAGAUAGGUGAAAUAGAAACAGGUUGAUAGACCGCCACGUAAAGGAAUAGAUGGACCAGUUUAGUCUCCAUAAACAGCCUCAAAUCUGAAGAAUAAUUCGUGACUUUGACUUACUAAAUAGAAGGAACAAGUGUAGGCAAAGCAGAAUUUUAUAUUUAAAUAUUCCGGGUAACAUUGGCUAUAUUUCACGAAAAAACUGUGUUAUUGUUGUCCCUGAUGGAUCAUGGUAUAUUUUGUUGUCGAUACCAGGCGCGGAUUUU